UUUGGUUGUGUGGAUGUGUGCACAUUGCCUUGACCUUCAGACUGAAAGGGAACCUAUGGAGCUAUCGAAGAUGAAGUCGCACAUUUCAGUAAUCCACCAGCUUGAACAUCCGGAAGAAAAUAAAGAUUACUACAAAGAUUAUGAAGCUCCUCAAGGCUAUAGAACCACCAAGUUGCCUCAGCGUUCCACGAUCAAGCUGGCCAUAAAGAAGCCAGAAACUGAACCUGGUUCAGAUUCGGGACACGAUGAAUAUCCAAUGGAUGACUUUGACGAGUCAUAUCUUUAUUAGUGGUAGAAGUGAUCGUCAUGACGCAAACCAAGUUAUGUUAUCCUCAUAUCAUCCUGACUUGCCACCAUUGUCUUGGUUGCAUUUGAAUAAAUUGACUCUUUGUACAACAGUAUAUUUGGUACUAUGCUCUCAUCCGGGACUAUGCUAUUGAAGAACGUGUGUUCUAUGGAUAUUAUUGGUAGCGUAUAACUAAAUUCAUAAUCAUAAUCAUUGCACUUUCCUGGUUAC
This is a messenger RNA of Serpula lacrymans var. lacrymans S7.9, 517 nucleotides long. RefSeq lists its product as uncharacterized. The transcript is spliced from 2 exons. The record is from RefSeq and is a predicted model, not a curated record. NCBI's taxonomy places the organism in Eukaryota, Fungi, Basidiomycota, Agaricomycetes, Boletales, Serpulaceae. Bases 14 to 289 code for a protein of 91 amino acids.